AUCGAAAAUUGUUGAAAAAACUGAUUUUUUUUCUUUGUUCAACGGAUUUGAAAAUGGAUGUUUGGGUUGUAGCUGCAGCUGCUGGUGCUGGAUAUGUAGCUCAACGUUUGAAGAAUCUUAGCAAGGGCAAACGGUUAGAUUCGUUCCCGGAUAAUCUUAAUAUUGUCAAACCCGAUUCCUCAAGUGUUCGACAAAAUGUCAAGGAGAAGAGCUCUCCACUUGUUAGGGUGUUUUCGAGGAAACAAAUUGUGGAAGAACGAGAAAACGAACAGCCUUGUGAAGAAGAAGCUGGUUCGGCUGCAGAGAAGACCUCAAUUAGCGGAUACGAAGACGAAACUUUGGCGACGAUGGACAUCUUCGCGAACAGGAUGGGAUUUUUGAGUAGCGAAGAUUUUCGAGGGGAUUGGGAGCAUAGAGUACCUUCGGAUGUCGACGAAGUUUUUACUAGUGAUUCAUUGCGUCGUACUUCUUCGAGUGAAAUGGGAUUUUCGUACGGUUUUGGGAGGAAUAGAAGUAGCCUUAGGUGUAGACGAGUUAACAACGAAGCAAUUAAGCCACAAACUUCUCUUGAAAGUUGUCUUAUGGCUCAGUUAUACGACCAACAUGCCAAAUUUGAAGAGUACACUUAUUCUUCUCUCCGUCGAUUAAAGAAACCAUCACUUAGGCCGUUUAUCGUGACUGAUGGAAGCAGAAUAAUCAGCUCGCCCCCUCGUGAACACGCAUUCAACGGGCUCACUGGAAAAGGGGAAUGUAAGUUGCGGGACGAUAUACAUUCGCAAGAGAAUAAUACUGUACUUGGAGUUCCGAAACUGCCUAAUGUUGUAUCGGGUAGAGACAAAAAUGUGCAGGCUUUGAGAAGAAACGGCUCUAACGAAAUGGCCCGUAGAAAUCAGAAUAGCCCUCAAGGAAUAUCCGACAGGGCUCUUAUUUUCAAUCUUGGAUUAACAAUGGGCAUAGUAUCUUCUGUGAUGGCGAAUAAGCAAGAAAUGGGAAAGCUGAAUAAGUUGUUGAAGCAGACCGAGAAUCUGGUACAAGAUUUGCAAGAGGAAAUCGAAAUGAAAGAUUCAGUAACUGUGAAGGAGAUUGCUGUCGAGGAUUACGAAUCAAAGGAUGUUCACACUGACAAUGACCUACUUGCUUUAUCCAGUGAACACAAUUAUUGUGAAGAAUAUAAAAAUCAGAAAAACGAAGAGGAAUCCUUAAGUAAAAUCGAAGCGGAGCUCGAAGCUGAAUUAGAGAGGUUGGAAUUGACCAUCAACUCAUCCAGAUUGGAAGCAAAAUUGUCCAAACUAAACGAGCUGGAUCCAGAUUCGAUGUCCGAUUGUUAUGAAGGGGAGUUGAGUCAUGACUUGUUUGGUGCCAAAAAAACUGAAAACCGGGCUUAUGGUGAAAGUGGUAGCAGCACACCUCGUUCAGUCAACUACGCAGUCUCCCCGAGAGAGCUGAGUCUGCGUUUGCACGAAGUCAUCCAAACGAGACUCGAAGAACGUAUUAAGGAACUCGAGACAGCAUUGGAGAACAGCCAGAUGAAGGACAAGUACGUGGAAUCUUCGGAGAAUAUACCCUCGGAGAAUAAAACACAAACUUGUUCCACUCAAGAAAGCCCGAUUAUUUCACGGGAUGGAGGAGAAGAAGAAUUUGUGGGCCACCCCGUUGUUAUCAAUUUAUCGGGGGAGGCUCUAUCGGCGUAUAACGAGGCGUAUGAAGAGAUGAUGAAGGAGUCCGAGUCGGAUGAAGAGGAUUUGCAAUUAGGGUUCGGGAAUGGAGAAAUUGAAGGGUUUGAUGGAAGAAUGGAAGAAGAAGAAGAAGAUGUUUGUACGAAUGAUGUGAUUGGUUGGAGCAGCAGUGCGGAUGAGAGUGAAGACGAUGAGAUGGAGAGGAUGUUGAUACGGCAAAUUGUGGAGAAAGCUAAACAAGGCUCUCCUGCUGUUUUGAAAGCUCAUAGGGAAUUGUUAUUUUCAGCUCAUGCAAAUUGAACAUUCUAAUUAUUAUUAAUUGAAAACGGAAAAGAAAAAAAAAACAAUAAACGAAAAACGCAAAAGAAGGGCGAUUUUGCAAAGAGUUUGAGAGUAUCUGGGGGUUAUAGUUUGC
This is a messenger RNA of Erythranthe guttata (spotted monkey flower), 2091 nucleotides long. RefSeq lists its product as uncharacterized. Gene Ontology annotation, biological process: asymmetric cell division. NCBI's taxonomy places the organism in Eukaryota, Viridiplantae, Streptophyta, Magnoliopsida, Lamiales, Phrymaceae. The record is from RefSeq and is a predicted model, not a curated record.